This is a messenger RNA of Gongylonema pulchrum, 666 nucleotides long. Lineage: Eukaryota; Metazoa; Nematoda; Chromadorea; Rhabditida; Gongylonematidae. The record is from the annotation of a GenBank genome assembly.
AUGCGCAGGGGGACGCAAGAGGAUCUGUUCGAGGGUGAGCCGUCGCUGCCGGAGUGGCUGCACCCCGACUGGACGUGUCUGAACAGGCGCCCGGGCCCCGUCGACGACUACACGCUGCCGUCCGUGCAACGUUCGCUGCCGCCGCUGCUUGCGCUCUCCACUUUCAGCUUCUGCAACAGCAUGCUGAGCACCACUGAAGGCACAAGAGCAGUGUUUCGUCGACUUCGGUUCCUGUACCGUCAGAUUGCGUCGAGUGGAUCGCUGCCGGCGAUGGUUGAUUUGGAUCGUUCGCUGAGCUAUAUCACUGCGUUUGCACAGAACAACGAUUUGGAGGGCGACGAGGAGGCGCUGAACAACAUCGCGGUCGAGUUCAAGUUCUUCAUCGUUCAGACGGGCUCGCUCAGCCGCCACUGCGUCAACGAUCGCCUGUUUGCUACGCGGAACAUCGAGACGAAUUAUGCAUUUCAUGCGCUACUGGCAAUUUGGACGAAGGCACUGCGCGUCUCCAGUUUCCCGAAAAGAUUUCGUGGAUUUGAAAAACUCUACCCAAUGGGAGACGCGUCCUCAUCUGCGGAACAGCUUGCCUUACUACUGGCCUACGGACUGCUAUCAGCUGCGACAUGCUCGGUUAGAAAAGUUGCUUCGCUGAAAUGUUUUAUGAAUUAG